This is a messenger RNA of Diversispora eburnea, 709 nucleotides long. Lineage: Eukaryota; Fungi; Glomeromycota; Glomeromycetes; Diversisporales; Diversisporaceae. The record is from the annotation of a GenBank genome assembly.
AUCAUCAUCAACUCAUUCACCUAAUUAUCAAACAUUUGAUAAUUAUAUGUUGGGAGGAGUUACAGCAGGAUUAAGAAGACUUGGUUCAUUUGCAUCAUCAUCAUUACGAAGAAGUAAUACUAAUAAUAGUGAUGAAGAAAAUACUAUUGCUAUUGAUGAUUCUUCUAUAAGAAAUAUGGUACAAAUAACGAAUCCUCCACCUACUUAUUCAAGAACUUUACAAGAUGUUGGAUUACCUCCUCCUUAUUAUUCAAAAUCGAAUUCAUUUAUAGAUGGUGGUGGUGAUAAUCGUCAAUCUAGUCAAUCUAGAACAGGAUCGGUUAUAGUUAAUAAUGGAUCACAACAAACAAGAUCCACAAUAUUUAGAACUAUUACAUCAUCCAGUGCUGGUAGUGGUGAAGGAAUUGGUUUACCUCAACCUGUUCGACCAGUUCCUCCAACACCAUCCAUUAAUAAUAAUUCUUCACCUGCUCGACCAGUUCCUCCAACACCAUCCACUGAUAAUAAUUCUUCACCUGCUCGACCAGUUCCUCCAAUACCAUCCACUAAUAAUAAUUCUUCACCCGCUCGACCAGUUCCUCCAACACCAUCUUCCAGUAAUAAUUCUUCACCUGCUCGACCAGUUCCUUCAACACCAAUUUCUAGUAAUAAUAAUUUAUCAUCUACUCGAUUAGUUUCACCAACUUCCACCGAUACCAACAACCUCUAA